UGCUUGACAAGUGACAAAUAAGUACCUGAUUGAUUUUCUAUUGAUCAACUAAUCAAGAACUUCAGUUUUUAGUCUGAAAUGUUGUCACUAAAUGCGAUUAAAUACUAGUUAUGUAUCAGAAAAUGAUGCAUCUGCAGCUCUGUUGAUUUUAUAGAAUUCAAAAUAUCUGUUCUUGUUGCUUUAUAGUUCAAUUCAGCUUUAUUUAUAUGGCACCAAAUCACAACAUGACUGAGAAAUAAGUUACUGAUUCAGUCGCUGUUAAUCAACUCAUCCACAAGUCUGAGUUUUAAUCUGAAAUGUUGUCACUAAAUGCGAUCAAACACUAUUUAUGUAUCAGAAAACAGCUCUGUGGAUGUUGAUUUUUGCACAAUCCUCAAUAAAAUCUGUCAAUUUCCAGCUCCUUACAGUUUGUCUCUCUCGAGUUUUGCCACAAAUAGAAGCAACGACUUUAACGCGACCUCUUUAUGGCAGCUCAUGACUCCAAAACUGUUUACAUAAAUAGUCCGUCCGGUGUUUUAUACCCUCGCAGGGCCGAUCAAAGGUCGCUGCAGGUGCUGAGGCAGGUGAUUGUCUCUGGGUGGAGCCUUUCUGCUGCCGCCAGCUGAGCUGCAGCUGCAGGUUCUGCUGGGAGUCGACCACUGCAGCCUCGGCGCGCCUGGGAAGCACUUUGUCCUGCCGGAGCUCGAACACCCACCGGAGCCAAGAUGCCCAAAACGGUCAAUGUUCGCGUCACCUCGAUGGACGCGGAGCUGGAGUUUUCCUUCCAGUCCCAAACCACCGGAAAGCUGCUCUUCGACCAGGUCACCAGAACCAUCGGCCUGCGUGAGGUCUGGUACUUCGGGCUGCAGUAUGUCGACAACAGAGGAUUCCUCAGGUGGCUCGACUACGACAAGAAGGUGAUGCUUCAGGACAUGAAGAAGGAGUCGCCGCUGCAGUUCAAGCUGCGGGUGAGGAUGUACCCGGAGGACAUUUCCGAGGAGCUGAUCCAGGACAUCACCAGGAAGCUCUUCUUCCUGCAGGUGAAGGAGGACAUCCUGUCCGACCACAUCUACUGUCCCCCGGAGUCGGCCGUCCUGCUGGCUUCCUGCGCCGUCCAGGCCAAGUUCGGAGACUACGACCGAGAGCUUCACCCGCAGGGCUACCUGCACUCUGAGCGCCUGCUGCCCAAGAGAGUUAUGGAGCAACACAAGCUGUCCAAGGAGCAGUGGGAGGAACGAAUCCAGAGGUGGCACGAGGAGCACCGGAGCCUGCUGCCGGAGGACGCCAUGAUGGAGUACCUGAAGAUCGCUCAGGACCUGGAGAUGUACGGCGUCAACUUCUUUGAGAUCAAGAACAAGAAGAAAACCGACCUGUGGCUCGGCGUCGACGCUCUGGGAAUCAACAUCUACGCCAAGGACGACAGGCUGUCUCCAAAGAUCGGAUUUCCCUGGAGUGAAAUCAGGAACAUUUCUUACGAUGGAAGGAAAUUCCUCAUCAAGCCGAUAGACAAGAAAGCUCCUGAUUUCGUAUUCUACGCUCCCCGCCAGCGAAUCAACAAGCGCAUCCUGGACCUGUCCCAGGGCAACCACGACAUGUACGUCCGCCGCCGCAGAGCCGACACCAUCGAGGUCCAGCAGAUGAAGGCUCAGGCCCGACAGGAGCGGCUGCAGAAGAAGAUGGAGAGAGACCAGCUGGAGAGCGAGAGGAAGAAGAGGGAGGCCAUGGAGACGGAGAAGUUGCAGAUGGAGAGAGAAAAGAUCGAGCUGAUGAUGAAGCUGAACCAGUUCGAGGAGACGACCAAGAGAGCAGAGAGAGAGCUUCAGGAGCAGCUGGACCGGGCCAUGAGGCUGGAGGAGGAGAGGAGGAGGGUGGAGCAGGAGGCGGCCCGGCUGGAGACUGAGAGGAUGGAGGCCAUUAUAGCCAAGGAGGAGCUGGCCAGGCAGGCGGAGGACCAGAUCAAGAGCCAGGAGCAGCUGGCUGCAGAGUUGGCCGAGUACAGCGCCAAGAUCACGUUGCUGGAGGAGGCCAAGAGAAGGAAGGAGGAGGAGGCUGAGACAUGGCACAGCAAGGCUGUCGAGGUGGAGGAGAGUCUUGUGAGGACCAAGGAGGAGCUGCACAUCGUGAUGACCUCCAACGUCUCGGUUCCAGCUCCCGUCGUCGUCGUCGCCGCCGCCGGCUCCGGCUCCGGCUCCAGGUCCAGGUCCGGCUCCUCCUCGUCCUCCGACAGCGAGAGCGACCACGAGCGCAACGACCAUGAGCGCAACGACCAUGAGCACAGCGACCACAACAGCGACCAGAACAGCGACAAGAACAGCACCUACAGCGCCGAGCUGCAGUUGCAGGGCAUCAACGACCACGAGGAGGAGGAGCGGGUGACCGAGGCCGAGAAGAACGAGCGCCUGAGGAGGCAGCUGAUGGAGCUGAGCUCGGACCUGGCAGAGGCCCGGGACGACAACAAGAAGACCCGGUACGAUCUCCUCCACGCCGAGAACGUCCGAGCCGGCCGCGACAAGUACAAGACCCUCCGUCAGAUCCGCAUGGGCAACACCAAGCAGAGGAUCGACGAGUUUGAGGCCUUGUAGGAACCCCAAAGACCUGAGGACGCCCCUCGAACACCUCACCAAGGCCCCAUUCGGCAUAUUUUAAUUACAGGGUGACGUAAUUACAGCCGCACGUGUGAUCUUAAAAGACCCAGAAAAGCAAGAAACCCGUUAAAAUGUAAAGCUGGAUGGGUUUGUCCCUCUGUAUGAACAAAGCUGGUACUCUAGAAAUCAUAAAUGUUCUGAUAAACAAUUUGGCUUUGCAGUUUUAUUAUUAGCUGAGGUGGUAGAACUUUAUUUAAUGAGUCCCCCAUGUCGCAAACAUCUCAUGAUGUUAAUUUUGUCAAUAAAAUUGAACAAAAAUGGCCAAAACGUGCUCCUAAAAGGCAGAUGGUAACAUCUUCAUACAUGCUGAAUAUGGCCUGACAACUGACUCAAAACGAUCAUAAGAUUAAUGUUCUGUUAAUAAUCUGUUAAUUCUUUCACCUCUACUGCCUUGUUCACCUGUUUUCUGUGCAUUUAAAUAACAAUGCAGCUUAUUUCACUGGCUUUAAUGUGCUUAUAUCCUCACGUAAUGUUUAAAAUCAACUGGUUUUAUGAUUUUACAUGUAUGUACGCAGGCGAAUCUCAUCUCAUCAUACUGUCCUGUUUAUAUAGUGUCAUUACUUCAGUGCUGCUUUUCUGCAAAGUUAGAGACAAAUAAUACAAACCCAACGGCCAAAGCUGAAGCUGGAUCCUACAUUUCCCAUAAUGCAGCUUAUUUGUGUCCCACUCGCCUAAAUGUUGCUUCUGUUCAAACCCUUUGCUUCAUUAUGUAACUUAAGGUUUCUGUUUUGAUUUUUUUCCCCCCAUCGUUGUUUAAUGUCCUCCAGGGCCACAGAAUACGUGACAGCUAAAUGCUCGGUGGUGAACUGAAUUGCGUUCAUAAAAAUCUGUGGAUUGCCACUUUAACUUAAACAUUAACUGACCUUCACCUGGUGCAGCUUCAUGUUCAGGCAGAAGAACAAUUAAAGACACUCUUUGAGUAUGAUGUCACUUG
Stegastes partitus (bicolor damselfish) is the source of this 3558-nucleotide messenger RNA. RefSeq names its product ezrin a (gene ezra). The coding region runs from base 705 to 2561 and encodes 618 amino acids. NCBI's taxonomy places the organism in Eukaryota, Metazoa, Chordata, Actinopteri, Pomacentridae. The transcript has 14 exons. Gene Ontology annotation, molecular function: actin binding. Gene Ontology annotation, cellular component: cytoskeleton. The record is from RefSeq and is a predicted model, not a curated record.